Cydia splendana is the source of this 2801-nucleotide messenger RNA. Its product is annotated as arginine/serine-rich protein PNISR. The record is from RefSeq and is a predicted model, not a curated record. The transcript is spliced from 11 exons. Gene Ontology annotation, cellular component: presynaptic active zone; nuclear speck. NCBI's taxonomy places the organism in Eukaryota, Metazoa, Arthropoda, Insecta, Lepidoptera, Tortricidae. Bases 203 to 2311 code for a protein of 702 amino acids. Gene Ontology annotation, molecular function: RNA binding.
GACAUUAAAAAAAGUUCAUUCUAAAUGAAAUGAAAUGAAAUGUGCGAUUUUUGCUGUGAUAUGUGGAUAUUUUGUCGUGAAUCGUAUUAUUCACCCUUAUUUCUUAGUUUUAUGAAGUGCCAAUCCAAUCUAUAAAGUGCUAAUUCUAUAUGUUAAGAGUACCUUUAAUAUUUACAGUGUAAAUAAAUAAAUUUUAGCCAAAAUGUAUUCCGGCAAAGAUGCCGUAAACCCGUCUUAUCCCACGCAGUGGGCCUUGAAUCCCACUGCGUAUCAAAAUGUAGAUUCCAACUCGGUAGACUGGGCCUCAUUAGCUCAACAAUGGAUAGCUAUGAAAGAGGCAGCGGCCAUAGUCGGCGUGCCAACGAAGACCGACAUCGAAGAAGGCGAAGCACCCAUGGAGGUGGAAAAUCCCGACACGAACAGCGACGCGUCGGGGCCAGGUGACUGGAACGCCAACUCCAACUCUUGGGGCAAUAACUGGAAUCAGUGGGGAUGGGGCAACAUGCAGUCAGAUGCUGCUAUGAUUCCAGGCAUGAUAGAUGGCUACACUGUACCACCAGAUGGCUCUACUGCAAUGCCUGGAUACACAACAGCGGGCGUGGGAGCGCCGACGUUCCAGCACGGAUACUGGACGGCGUCGCAGCCCGAGAACAACAACCGGAGCACCUCGCGCGACCGCACCAAGCGGAGCAACAGGGACUCCAAAUCAUCAAGGAGCCACCGCUCGCAUCGACCAAGGGAAAAGGCGCCACCUGUAGCACCGCCAGUGAUAGAGCCAGUGAUGGUUCCGGCGGUGGCGCCCACACCCACCAUCGAUGCGGCGAAACGAAGGCAGCUGCCCGCGUGGAUUAGAGAAGGUCUAGAAAAGAUGGAGCGAGAAAAGCAGCGUGCGAUCGAGCGCGAGCAAGAGAAGCAAGCGCGUGAAGAAGCAGAGAAGCAAAAGAAGCUUCUAGAAGAACAGGAACUCGAGCGGAUGAAGGCCGAGGCGGAGGCCAGCGGGCAGCCGCUGCCGCCGCCUAAGAGCAAAUUCGACACAGAUUCAGAAGGCGAAUCGGAAGAGAAGGAGGGUGUGGAGGUGCCGCCGCCGCCCGACCUCGGCGCGCCGCCCGCGCCCGCGCCCGCGCCGCCGCUCUACUCGCAGCCCGCGCCCGCGCCGGCGCCCGAGCCUCCGCAGCGCUCCAAGGAGGAGAUCAUGCAGGAAGUGAUGCUGACAGUUCGGCGUUCACUCACUGAGAUCCUACUGGAGGUGACCGACCACGAGAUUCAUAUGGUGAGCCAAGAAGAGUUGGCCCGGUAUAACGCCGCACAAGCGUCGCGUCUCAACGCCAUCAAAGCUAGCAAGUCCAAGGCGCUCGCUGCUAUCGCUAGUGGUCUUGGGCUGGGCGCGUACGAGAGCAGCAGCGAGGACAGCGGCGACGAGCAGCGGGACGAGCUCACGGACCAGCAGUUGCAGGACAUAAUCAAGCGCAAGCGAGUGGAGUUCGAGCGGACGUCGCGCGAGAUCGAGGCCGAGGUGCGACGGGCGGAGCUCGGCGAAACAUCGCCGCCCGCCACGCCGGAGCCGCACACACGUGCAUCAGCGACGCCGCCACCCGUGGACAGCGACACGCCAGAAAAGCUCCCGGAACGUCGCCUCUCCAGAGACAAGAAGAACAACCACAAAUCCGUAGACAAGGUCGAUGGAGUCCGGAAACUGAACACUAUCCUAGAGGAGAAACCAAAGAAGUCGAGCAAACGCGAGCGCACUCCGAGCCCGCUCAAAAACAACAAGGAGCGCUCUUCCUCGCCAUCCAGCGAUUCAGAAGAAGACUCUUCCAGCUCCAGCGAAUCUUCUUCCCCUAGUGAGCCCGAAAUCAAAGUAGAAACCAAACCCAAAAAGCGCAAACGAUCCUCCUCCAAAGACUCCCGGCACAAAUCAAAGAAACAAAAGAAGGAAAAGUCUCACAAGUCAGAGAAAGACGACAGAGACCGCCACUCCAGAACGAAACACUACGACGAUUAUGAGGAGAAAUCUAGAUCUAAACGAAAAGACGACUACGACAAGUACAAACGGAGUAGGGAUUACGACAGACACAAGGAUAAAUAUAGGGAUGAGUCCGACGAGGAAAGGCCUCGGAAGAGGUCGAAGCGGUCGCGGUCGACGAGCUACCGGUCGCGGGACCGGUCGGAGGACCGGCGGCGGGAGAAGAGGUCGUACGACCGAAGCAGCUCCAAACGCGACCGCGAGCACGACAAGUACGAUAGGUAUGAGCGGUAUAGGGACGACCGACGGCGCGAUCGCAGCCGCAGCCGCUCCCGACACCGCCGUUGAACCCACCGACGCUACAGGUUGUAUUUCUUUUCUAUUAUUUAGAUUAAGCACACGGUGUAUACCCGAUAAGUGCCACUAAUUAGCGUAAAAGAUAACGAAUAGUUUUUAACAUUAGUUUUAACUGCGCUUUUUAGUGCCUUCUGUUAAUUAAAACUUAUAUUUAUACUUUACACUUUUAAGCGGAAUCAUGUCCAACGUAGGAAUAAAGUAAUGUAAACAUGCCAGAAACACAAUAUAAUUGCAAUCAUAUAUUUCACGAUAAUGAUAAAUAUAAAAAUAAUAGAUUUUAAAGAUAAGAUUGACAUGCACUUGAUGCGACGAUUGUGUUUCUGGCAUACCACAUUGCGAAAAGGCUGUGAUAUAUUAUUUUUAUUUUUUUCUCUUGCAGGUGGCGAUUAGGGCUUGCUUCAGGUGUAUAUACUAGUAUUUGUGUAUAAUAAUUAAAGUGCACUAGCUUUGUUGCAUUACCCUUAUUCCAAUAAAUCUACAA